This is a messenger RNA of Trichoplax adhaerens, 1182 nucleotides long. RefSeq lists its product as uncharacterized. The record is from RefSeq and is a predicted model, not a curated record. The transcript is spliced from 13 exons. NCBI's taxonomy places the organism in Eukaryota, Metazoa, Placozoa, Uniplacotomia, Trichoplacea, Trichoplacidae. Bases 1 to 1182 code for a protein of 393 amino acids.
AUGACUGACAGCAGUGACGACGAUGGGGGAAAUAGUGAAACCUGUUGGGUUUAUUUUCCAACUAAUUGGGAUUGGUGGAAUGCAGGUCGUGCAGUGCAAUCUAGCCACUAUCUCGAUCGUUACUACAACUUUCCGCCAUCAGUAGCGACAGAUGGAGAUGAAAAUGCGUCGGAAGGAAUCUCAACACCGACAUCGACGCAAGAUAUCAUCGUCAAUGAUGACCGGAGCCUGCAGAAUGGUACAGAAAAGAUAUUAAACAUGGACUGUAAAGCUGACGUAGUAUUGGCAACGGAAUGCUAUAGCGUGGAUGCAGGUGGACCUUCAACGCCGACAUCGACUCAAGAUAUGAUCGUCAAUGAUGAUCCGAGCCUACAACGGUCGCUAUCAAGACAAGAAUUAUGCCAUGAAAUGGAGGACCUUCAUCAAGCGCCGGAUGAACGGACUAUCAAUCAACAAUCACAAAUUUCAGUUGCCGAGUCCACUCAGAUGUUAGAUCAUUCGCCAUUAAAUACUCCCCGUGAAGACGGAUCGCCUGUUAUUUUGAAUGUAGACUCGGAUGUUGGUUCCUUAUUUGGCAUUAACGAUCAGGAAGAGGAAACACAUCAAUGUAGCGGUAAUAUUAGUUGGAAUGGCUCCCCUGAUCCUAUUGACAGUUCGCCAUCCUCACGUAAAUACCGACAAGGCCCGCAGGAUACGGAAAUUAUAAAUCUUGCUUCUACUGAAUUUCAGGUCGAUGAAUUGAUUAAAAAUACCUACCCAAAUCAGAACAGUACUCCAAAUUUUAAUGUCUCAAAGUAUAACAAUGGACGUAGCGAUGACGAGCAUUCUGAAGCAUUUUCUUUGGCUUCCAAUAUCACCAAUACUAAUGACGCAAAUGUUAAUGUUGAACCGCGAUUUUCGACACCUUCCGGCAGCGAUAUGGAAGAUGGCAUAAAAUCUGAUGAUACUUCGCUAUAUCCGUUUUCAGCCAUGAAAAGGCGUAAUUGUCAAGAAAAAAGGGGUUACAGUGAUGCUAUUAAGAUUAAAAGUAAAUCGUUUUCAAGAGAACCAACCUUUACCAACAACAACGUUCGAUUCAAAGAAGAUCUAAGAAAAAGAAUCAGUGCAACUGCAUCAGCGAACAGCCAGGAUAAGAUUCCAUCGAUAUUUUCAAGGCUUGACGUAGGAGUAAUUUAUGACUGA